This is a messenger RNA of Phycodurus eques (leafy seadragon), 2400 nucleotides long. RefSeq names its product cyclin dependent kinase inhibitor 1A (gene cdkn1a). The transcript has 3 exons. Gene Ontology annotation, molecular function: cyclin-dependent protein serine/threonine kinase inhibitor activity. Gene Ontology annotation, cellular component: nucleus. Gene Ontology annotation, biological process: signal transduction by p53 class mediator; regulation of mitotic cell cycle. The record is from RefSeq and is a predicted model, not a curated record. Bases 45 to 581 code for a protein of 178 amino acids. Lineage: Eukaryota; Metazoa; Chordata; Actinopteri; Syngnathiformes; Syngnathidae.
GGUUCUCGGCAGCAUAAAUAGACUCCCAUUAACAGCAGUCUUGGAUGCGCUUUUUGUACUCACGGAGGAAACUUGGAACAAUGUGUAGAAUGAUGGCGAACGUCAAGCGGAUCCUGAGCCCCCUGAGGAAGGGACCCACGCAGCGGAACCUGUUUGGCCCAAUAGACAGGGAGCAGCUGCGGGCAGACUACCAGGCUGCCCUGAGGAAAGACCUGGAGGAAGCGUCUCGUCGCUGGGGUUUUGACUUCAUGUCCAACCGGCCUCUGGCCAACGGCGAUUUUCAAUGGGAGGGCGUCCCGGGCGCCGAGGUGCCGUUGCUCUACAGAUCACGUAUGUUGGGGAAGGCGGCCGGUCCAAGGGCAACAGAGGCCACGGUCGGCCCCAAGAGAGCCAAGGCGGAGCCGCCAGAGUGCGAGAAGGAGAACAUCCCUGAAAACAAGUCCGACAGAUGUCCUUUCAAUGAGGAGAGAACUCCAAGGAAGAAGGAGAAUGCCGGGCUUAAGAGGAAACAAACUAACAUUACAGAUUUCUAUCAGUCCAAAAGAAGAUUCGUCGGGAUGCCGCUUAAAUCCGGCGAGUGAUUUUUCUCCCCCCCCCCCCCCCCCCCACUCCCCCAAUCGGUGCAGCGCUCCUGAAAGAGUGACGACAAUAUUCCAACAGAACCUCUCAUAAACACUCAGGAAUGUCAAGUUUGGCACAGACUGCACAUUUUCUCCCAGGAUACAACAUGAGGGACCUCAGCCGUCGUGUCUUUAAGGUUAAUUUGGGUACUGUAUUCAUUCUAAACAGAGGGUAGGGAUGGUAAAACGUUAACAUUAGAUCUGCGGAGAUUACCGUUAAUCUUUGCACUGGUGGAUUUAUACUCGUUUGGAUCAAGAGGAUGUCCAAGGGUCGACUGAAUUAUUCCUUCUGUGCGUUCCGUUCCGUUCAAUGGGCUGUUUGGACGUCUCUGCCAUGUGGAAGCAGAGCAAUGUAGGAUGAACAUUACCGUAUUUUCACGACCAUAGGGCGCACCGUAUUAAAAGGCGCAGUCUCAGCUAAGGGGUUUAGUUCUGUAUUUAACACAUACAUAAAGCGCACCGUAUUAUUGGGCGCAGGCCUGGUAAAACAUACGCUGGCUUAAAACAUACGGUCGCAUGCAUGCACGCUAAAACAAUGUUUUUAAAAAGGCUUUAUUGAAGUAUUUAACAAUGUACUCACGUUAUUUUUUGAUCAACCCUCAUCCACAAAUCCAUCAAAGUCCGAAAUGAACAGCUGGGCAAGUUCUCCAUCAAGCACGGCAGGUUCGAGUCAGUCUCGUUGCCGUGCGGCUCCUCAGAAAUGAUGCCGGCUUUUACGAAAGCUCGAACAACAGUGCGGGCAGACACGUUAGCCGGAGCAUCCACAAUCCAUUCACAAAUUGUGGCGUAACUCGCCCGCCGCUGCCUCCUAGUCUUGCGUUAAGCUGUGUUCGCCAUCUGUCGUCCAUCGCUUGCUUCCACGCCGCUCUCAACUUCACUUUGAACGGCCUGUUUACACGGUUGUCCAGCGGUCGGAGUUCCUUAGUCAAGCCUCCCGGAAUGAUGGCAAGCUUCCUCACUUGCACUCAGUCGAAUGGUGACUAGAGACGCUUCUCCAGGCUGUUCUUUGCUCAUUAAUCCAUUGCUCGAGUUUGUCUUCCAACUCGGGCCACCUCGCCUUGUUUCCGCGGAAACUCGGCUUCGUCUUCUUGACUUGGCGAAGCUCGUUUUCAUGGAUUCGUUGAUCUUGAAUUCGAUUCCCAUGUUCCUCCGCGUAACUGACAGCUUGCAGUUUAAACUGUGCGUCGUAAGCGUGUCUCUUUGUUGUUUUGCACAAUGCACACCCCGGCGCUAUAUACCUACUGGGGGCGUGGCUUUAGCGUCCUCCUUCACGCACCCUUCCCCUGUCCUCAGCCACGUCCGCUUUUCCUCUGUGUAAGCAGUGUGUCGGGAGGAAAUGCUAAAAAAAAAAAAAAAAAAAAAAAGUCAAGCGAAGCGCUCAUCACACAACAACAUUUAUAGAUGACCAUUUUGGAGGAAAUGUAAGACUUUUGCCUUAUGGUCGUGAAAAUACGGUACUUGAAACACAGACGGCAUCAGGGUUAGCACCAAUCUGCCUCGAGGAAAUCAAGGAAUGAUGGGAGGAUGGAAGGUCCUUUGGCUCCUCUUCGCUGGAAUCAUCUCUUUUUUUUACUUCGUUGUUCUUCAUCAUGAGGUGAAGAAGUUAUUUUUCUUUUUCUUUUUGUUUCCAACCCCCAAUAAGCACUCCCUGUGUGUUAUACUCUUGCGCAAUGAAGCGUUCCAACGUGCUCUCCACACAUUCGCCUUGCUUAGAAUAGACGUGGCACGAGCGCCAUCAUUUUCCAUCUUCUGGCUUCACGUUGCCUUUUUUUUUUUUUUU